UGUCACUCUGCUCUAAUAGUCAACAUUAUUUAAUUAAACAAAAUAUUGUUUACAAAAUUCACUUCAAUCUUUAUCAAUUAACAUGGAAAGUUAACGCUAUAAUAUCCUAUAAUCAAUUAAUUUAUUCACCAAGAAGCCUAUAAGUUCAAAAAUACAAUCUGUGAUAACCAAGCUAAACCAUGAGGUUUAAUGAUAGAGAACUUAUGAAAAUCAGUGAAGGUAAAGGGGACUUAGAAGGUGUCUUAAGUCAUAUGAAACCCCAAGGAAAUGAAUGGUCUGAUUGGUACCAGCAGACCUCUUUUAAAGAAAGGUAUUUCAAGCUCAAAGCGAAUCUUUUAUUUUACUCUAGGAUAACUGAACAAGAGCCUCUUGGCGUUUUAGUCUUAGAAAAUGUGCAUGUAGCCUAUGAACGGCCUCAUAAGGGCAUCCCAUUUGCAUUUUCUUUAACAUUUAAAGUGAGUGACAAAUUUAGAGACAGUGAUGCUAAACAUAUAUUUUCUUGCCGGUGUGAUUCAGAUGUCAAUAGAUGGGUGUCAGCACUAAAGAUGGCCUCAUAUGAGUACUGGAGAUCACAGUACACAAUUCUCAGUACAAAAUUGGCUAUGAAGGCUGGUAAGGAUCCUAUUCUGGAAUAUUUAAAAGAUAAGACCUCAUCAAAUAUCCAUGUUACUCAAGAGGUGAAGAAGAAGAAGGAAGUAAAGGCUACAUUUUAUAGUCAUAUAGAAUCAAGUGUGGAGUCCUCAAGUACUUUCUAUGAAAGCUCUACUAUAACCUCAUGUUCUACAAGGGAGAUAUGUUCUUCUACCACCUCAAAUGUUGAGAACCUCAUUACAUUUUAGAUAUAUGAAGUUUAUAGAAGUGUUUUUUUCAAAAUGCUCAUGAUUAGUAUCUGGAUUGUUUAAAUGUUUUUGUGUAAAUUUCCUUUCAUUACUGCCACGUAAAGUUAAAAUCUGAUAUGUACAAAUAAGGAUUGCAAUCCUAACAGCUAAUGUGUUAUAAUUUAUUGAAUAGAGAAGGAAUCCAAAUAGUACUGUUGAAAAAGAGAAGUGCAUCAAGGAAAAUAGUUUGCAUUACCAACUUUUGUAUUAAUUCUAGUCAGAUGUAAACAAGCUUUAUUUUAAAAAUUGUUUCUUCUUAAAAGUAUUUUUCUAUGAAUAAAAUAGUUUUUCGAGUUAA
This is a messenger RNA of Anthonomus grandis grandis, 1176 nucleotides long. RefSeq names its product pleckstrin homology domain-containing family J member 1-like. The transcript has a single exon. Lineage: Eukaryota; Metazoa; Arthropoda; Insecta; Coleoptera; Curculionidae. The record is from RefSeq and is a predicted model, not a curated record. Gene Ontology annotation, cellular component: trans-Golgi network; recycling endosome; early endosome. Gene Ontology annotation, biological process: endosome organization; receptor recycling; retrograde transport, endosome to Golgi. The coding region runs from base 180 to 839 and encodes 219 amino acids.